Trichechus manatus latirostris (Florida manatee) is the source of this 1802-nucleotide messenger RNA. RefSeq names its product Era like 12S mitochondrial rRNA chaperone 1 (gene ERAL1). NCBI's taxonomy places the organism in Eukaryota, Metazoa, Chordata, Mammalia, Sirenia, Trichechidae. The record is from RefSeq and is a predicted model, not a curated record. Gene Ontology annotation, molecular function: GTP binding; ribosomal small subunit binding; rRNA binding. The transcript is spliced from 10 exons. Gene Ontology annotation, cellular component: mitochondrial matrix. Bases 10 to 1326 code for a protein of 438 amino acids. Gene Ontology annotation, biological process: ribosomal small subunit assembly.
GCGGCUGUAAUGGCUGCCCUCGGCCGGCGCGGCUCUGGGCUAGUUCGCGCGGUGCUAGGGGUCUGGCAGCUGGGACCCGAAGCCUCAAGGGGCUGGGUGUGCCGGCUCCCCUCAUUUUUGGGCUAUCACCCGAGGUGUGUGUCUUGUAUCGCAGGCGCCGCUUUCGCUGGUCCACGUCUGUCUUCGGCCUCUCGCCAUUAUGGCCCGGGUUCGGCCCUGGACCGCUUCCUCGGACUCGCUCAGCCAGACAGUUUCCUGACUCCUUGCGUCCCCGCGGUGUCCAUGCACAGAGAUGAGCAGGAUCUCCUCUUGGUCCAUUGUCCUGACAUGCCUGAGAACCCUCGGGUCCUGCGAGUGGUUCUCCUGGGAGCCCCGAAUGCAGGGAAGUCGACACUCUCCAACCAGCUGCUGGGCCGAAAAGUAUUCCCUGUCUCCAAGAAGGUGCACACCACUCGCUGCCAAGCUCUGGGAGUCAUCACAGAGAAGGAGGCCCAGGUGAUUCUGCUUGACACACCUGGCCUCAUCAGCCCCAUUAAACAGAAGAGGCACCAUUUGGAGCUCUCUUUGCUGGAAGAUCCGUGGAAGAGCAUGGAAUCUGCUGAUCUGGUUGUGGUUCUUGUGGAUGUCUCGGACAAGUGGACUCGAAACCAGCUCAGCCCCCAGGUGCUCCAGUGCUUGACCCAGUACUCCCAGGUCCCUAGCGUCCUUGUCAUGAACAAGGUAGAUUGUCUGAAGCAGAAGUCAGUUCUCCUGAACCUCACAGCAGCCCUCACUGAAGGUGUGGUCAAUGGGAAGAAGCUCAAGAUGAAGCAGGCCUUCCGGUCACACACCCCCAGCACUCAUCGCCCCAGCCCAGAAGCUAAGGGCUCAGACACACAGCCUGUGGGAGGCUCUCAGAGGACUGGCUGGCCCCACUUCCAGGAGAUCUUCAUGUUAUCAGCCUUAAGCCAAGAAGAUGUGAAAACUCUAAAGCAGUACCUCCUGGCACAGGCCCGGCCAGGGCCCUGGGAGUUCCACAGUGGAGUCCUCACUACCCAGACGCCUGAGGAGAUCUGUGCCAACAUCAUCCGGGAGAAGCUCCUCCAGUACCUGCCCCAGGAGGUGCCCUACAACGUACAGCAGAGGACUGAGGUGUGGGAGGAAGGGCCAAGUGGCCAGCUGGUGAUCGUACAGAAGCUUCUGGUGUCCAAAGAAUCUCAUGUGGGAAUUCUGAUUGGUCAGAAGGGGCAACUGAUCGCCCAGAUCGCACAGGAGGCGGGCCGUGACCUCAUGGACAUCUUUCUCUGUGACGUUCAGCUCCACCUCUCUGUGAAGCUCCUCAAGUGACCAUCCUCUGCUGCCUCUCCCAGGGCAUCCCAGCCGAAGCUGCUGGCAGGAGCCACUGACCAGAACUUCCCCCACCCUGGGACCUGUAGGGACUGGUGAGGAGCAUGGACAUUGACUGCUUGCUGGCUGACCUGGUCUUGCCAAGUCUGCACAGCAUCUGCCCAGCUGUGUCUCUUGUUGGAGAAAGGAGCGUGCCUUAGCUCAGUUCCCAGGUGGCUCCUCUGCCUGGGGCUACAGCUUACUUAGGGCUCAGAAGUUGGCCGCUUGGUGGGGCAGUGCCACCCUGUCUCCAGCUGGCACUGAGCCCAGAGUUUCUCCCUGAGCUGCCAGUUAGCAGAGGAAAUCUUUCUUCUCUCCUCAGUUCUCCGCCUUAAAGCCAGGUAGGGACUCGUGUUCUGAGUGAGAGAGUGCCUCUCUCCUGAGUCCCAAGUCCUUGAUCCCUCCCAUUCCAACCCCUCCCCAGUCUUGGAUGAGAA